Helianthus annuus (common sunflower) is the source of this 772-nucleotide messenger RNA. RefSeq lists its product as uncharacterized. The coding region runs from base 105 to 650 and encodes 181 amino acids. NCBI's taxonomy places the organism in Eukaryota, Viridiplantae, Streptophyta, Magnoliopsida, Asterales, Asteraceae. The record is from RefSeq and is a predicted model, not a curated record. The transcript has 2 exons.
CUCGUGCUACCACAGCGAAAAAGAGGAAGGGCCUUGAGGUCAGUGCUCCAAGCUCAGGAGGGUUCUCCUAUGACGAUCUCAGCUUCACCGAUUCCUUAGAGCCGAUGACAUCCUUCCUUAACAAGGGCCUCCAGCAUUUGUUCCACUUGUACAACGAUGCAUGUGGUACUGUCGCCCUUCAUGAAGCCAGGAUUAAGCAGCUUGAAACCACUGUUGCCGACCAAGGUGCCAUCGCCGAGGCAAAGAGCCGGCACUAUGAGGAUAAGCUGAAAAAGGUCACCCAGGAUGCUGAGCUCAAAUUGGCCACCAUGCAAAUGGAUCAUGAUCAGGCCAUGAUCAAUUUCCGGGAAGGAAUCAAGACUUCCGCUAUUGUCUCCCUGCUACAAGCACGCAUCAAGAUGGCCUAUGAGGCCAAGGAGACAGGUCUUGUUUGUCCAUCCUGGCCAAUUGAAUCCUGGGUAGCCAAGCUGAAGGAGCUCGGAGGCAAGGCUGUGCCACUCCCAUCUGAAGCCGGUGAAUCUUCCAAGUCAGCAGAGGUGGCGGAUCAGGCUGGAGACAAGAAGGAUGCUGGUGAGGAUGCUGGACAAGAUGCUGGAGAGGAUGCCGGUGCUGAGAAGCCGGGGAAAGCAGGAGAGGAUGCCGCUGUGUGAGGGCAGCUGAGUGGGCGAUGAUGGAUAUUGAUGCCUAGGCCAGAGCCCACUUUUUUUGUUAGGUUUGAUGGUUGAUGUGUUGAACAAUUUACUUUUCUUGUCUGUUAAACAAUUUUAAUUUC